UCUGUCGCAUGCUCUCUCUCUCUCUGCCGUGCUCUCUAUCUCUCUCUCUCGUGCUCUCUCUCUGCCGUGCUCUCUCUCUCACUCACUCUCUAUCUCUCUCUCUCGUGCUCUCUCUCUGCCGUGCUCUCUCUCUCUCUCUCUCACUCUCUCUCACUCUCUGUCUCUCUCGUGCUCUCUCUCUGUCGCGCUCUCUCUCUCUCUCACUCUCUGUUCUUCCUAUCUCUCUCUCUCUCUCUUUUCUUCCUCUCUCUCUCUCUGUUCUUCCUCACUCUCUCAUGCUGUCAGAGCGGGGGCUGAAGCAAUGCCACUUGAACGUUAAGUGCAAUAGAACAAAGUUGUCGUGCCAACCGGUGCCUGUGCACCGUGACCUCAACACCUGGUAUGUUCUGAGCGUGCUCCAACUCCGGCUCCUCGGAUCAGCUAACUCACCAUGGGAAACUACAUGUGUGGAACACUGAGGAAGAAGAAAAAUGAAGAAGAAGAUAACGGUGAUAGUCAUAGCAGCCCAGACAACAAGGAAGAGGAUGUGACAUAUGCCACCAUCGACCAUAACAACACCAAGACAACAGGAUUCAUCGUAGAUUCCGGAGAUAACGAUUGUGACUACGCCAUCGUUAACCUUCCAACUGGCCCAGCCCACCAGUCGUCAAUCAAGGAAGACUGCUCAGACGACUAUGUCCUUAUGGGCUAACCUCAUGGACAAUGUGUGUGUGUGUGUGUGUGUGUGUGUGUGUGUGUGUGUGUGUGUGUGUGUGUGUGUGUGUGUGUGUGUGUGUGUGUGUGUGUGUGUGUGUGUGUGUGUGUGUGUGUGUGUGUGUGUGUGUGUGUGUGUGUGUGUGUGUGUGUGUGUGUGUGUGUGUGUGUGUGUGUGUGUGUGUGUGUGUGUGUGUGUGUGUGUGUGUGUGUGUGUGUGUGUGUGUGUGUGUGUGUGUGUGUGUGUGUGUGUGUGUGUGUGUGUGUGUGUGUGUGUGUGUGUGUGUGUGUGUGUGUGUGUAUGUGUGUGUGUGUGUGUGUGUGUGUGUGUGUGAGAUGACAGAGGUCAUGUGAGUAGGGAGAUAACGGAGAUGCAAGGUGGACAAUGGCUGGGGCAAGCUCGAUAGCACCUUACUGAUCCAAAGGAACAGAUAUGAUGCCUGUGACAGUGCCUACAAACUCAACUUGAUGCAGUGUGUGGUUCACUAAUUACAGGUGCUUGCCAAAGUAUUCACCCUCCUUGGCAUUUUUCCAAUUUUGUUGCCUUACAACCUGGAAUUAAAAUGGAUUUGGGGGGGGGUUUGUAUCAUUUGAUUUACACAACAUGCCUACCACUUUGAUGAUGCAAAAUAUGUUUCAUUGUGAAACAAACAAGAAAUAAGACAAAAAAAAACAGAAAACAUGAGUGUUCAUAACUAUUCACCCCCAAAGUCAAUGUAGAGCCACCUUCUGCAGCAAUUACAGCUGCAAGUCUCUUGGGGUAUGUCUCGGCAAAUCUAGCCACUGGGAUUUUUGCCCAUUCUUCAAGGAAAAACUGUUCCAGCUCCUUCCAGUUGGAUGGAUUCCUCUGGUAUACAGCAAUCUUUAAGUCAAACCACAGAUUCUUAAUUGGAUUGAGGUCAAGGCUUUGACAAGGCCAUUCCAAGACAUUUAAAUGUUUCCCCUUAAACCACUCGAGUGUUGCUUUAUCAGUGUGGUUAGAGUCAUUGUCCUGCUGGAAGGUGAAUCUCUGUCCCAGUCUCAAAUCUCUGGAAGACUGAAACAGGUUUCCCUCAAGAAUGUCCCUGUAUUUAGCGCCAUCCAUCAUUCCUUAAAUUCUGACCAGUUUCCCAGUCCCUGCUGACGAAAGGGUGAUGAGGUUCUCAGGGUGAUGAGGUUCUCAAGGUGAUGAGGUGUUGGGCUUGUGCCAGACAGCAUUUUUCUUGAUGGCCAAAAAGCUCAAUUUUAUUCUCAUCUGUCAAGAGUCCCUUCCUCCAAAUGUUUGGGGAGUCUUUUUUGAAGCAAGUCAUUUUCUUUUCACUUCAUCAAUUUGGACUAUUUUGUGAAUGUCCAUUAUAUGAAAUCCAAAUAAAAAUCCAUUUAAAUUACAGGUUGUAAUGCAACAAAAUAGGAAAAACGCCAAGUUUUGCAAGGCACUGUAUAGGUUUCUAUUUAUGUUUAAUUAUGUUUUACAGACAUGUAUUGUGCUUACGUUAAUAUACAGUGCCUUUGGAAAGUAUUCAGACCCCUUGACUUUUUCCGUAUUUUGUUGUUACAGCUUUAUUAUAAUUUAUUUUUCUUCAAUCUACACACAAUACCCCAUAAUGACAAAGCAAAAACAGUUUUUUAGAAAGCUUUGCUAAUUUUAUAUACUUUUUUUAACCUGGAAAUAUCUCAUUUACAUAAGUAUUCAGACCCUUUACUCAGUACUUUGUUGAAGCACCUUUGACAGCGAUUACAGCUUUGAGUCAUCUUGGGUAUGACUCUACAAGCUUGGCACAACUGUAUUUGGGGAGUUUCUCCCAUUCUUCUCUCCAGAUCCUCUCAUGCUAUGUCAUGUUUAAGUUUUUUAUUUAACCUUUAUUUAACUAGGCAAGUCAGUUAAGAACAAAUUCUUACUUACAAUGUAGGCCUACCAAAAGGCAAAAGGCCUCAGGUAUGUGUGUGCUAUGGGGACCUUUAACAGAAUGUGACUGGCAGAAUGGGUGUUGUAUGUGGAGGAUGAGGGCUGCAGUAGAUAUCUCAGAUAGGGGGGAGUGAGGCCUAAGAGGGUUUUAUAAAUAAGCAUAAAAAAGUGGGUCUUGCGACAGGUGUACAGACAUGACCAGUUUACAGAGGAGUAUAAAGUGCAGUGAUGUGUCCUAUAAGGAGCAUUGGUGGCAAAUCUGAUGGCCGAAUGGUUAAGUACAUCUAGCCGCUCAAGAGCACCCUUACCUGCCAAUCUAUAAAUUACGUCUCCGUAAUCUAGCAUGGGUUGGAUGGUCAUCUGAAUCAUGGUUAGUUUGACAGCUGGGUUGAAAGAGGAGCGAUUGGGAUAGUGUAACCAAGUCUAGAUUUAACUUUAGCCUGCAGCUUUGAUAUGUGCUGAGAGAAGGACAGUGGCCAUACUCCCAAGUACUUGUAUGAGGUAUGAGGUGACUACCUCAAGCUAUAAACUCCCAGAUGUAGUAAUCACACCCGUGGGGGGAGGGGCAUUCUUCUCACCGAACCAUAUGACCUUUGUUUUGGAGGUAUUCAGAACAAGUUUAAGGGCAGAGAAUGCACAUUGAUCACUAAGAAAGUUUUGUUGAAGAGCAUUUAAUACAAAAUCCGGGGAGGGGCCAGCUGAGUAUAAGAUUGUAUCAUCUGCAUAUAAAUGGAUGAGAGAGAUUCCUACUGCCUGAGCUCUGUUGUUGAUGUAAAUUGAGGAGAGCAUGGGGCCAAGGAUCGAGCUUUGGGGUACAUCCUUGGUGACAGGCAGUGGCAGAGACAGCAGAUGUUCUGACUUUAUACACUACACACUUUUAGAAAGGUAGUUAGCAAACCAGGCUAAAGUCCCCUCAGAGACACCAAUACUCCUUAGCCGGCCCACAAGUUGAAAUGGUCUACUGUGUCAAAAGCUUUGGCCAAGUCAAUAAAAAUAGCGGCACAACAUUGCUUAGAAUCAAGGGCAAUGGUGACAUCAUUGAGGACCUUUAAGAUUGCAGUGACACAUCCAUAACCUGAGCGGACCUGAGCGGUCCCAGUCCCUGCCGCUGAAAAACAUCCCCACAGCAGGAUGCUGCCACCACCAUGCUUCACUGUAGGGAUGGUGCCAGGUUUCCUCCAGAUGUGAUGCUUUGCAAUCAGGCCAAAAAGUUCAAUCUUGAUUUAAUCAGACCAGAGAAUCUUGUUUCUUAUGGUCUGAGAGUCUCUAAGUGCCUUUCAGCCCAAGCGGGCUGCCAUUUUACUGAGGAGUGGCUUCUGUCUGGCCACUCUACCAUAAAGGGGAGAUUAGUGGAGUGCUGCAGAGAUGGUUGUCCUUCUGGAAGGUUCUCCCAUCUCCACAGAGGAACUCUAGAGCUCUGUCAGAGUGGCCAUCGGGUUCUUAGUCACCUCCCUGACCAAGGCCUUUCUCUGCCGAUUGCUCAGUUUAGCCGGGCAGCCAGCUCUAGGAAGAAUCUUGGUGGUUCCAAACUUCUUCCAUUUAAUAAUGAUUGAGGCCACAGCGUUCUUGAGGACGUUCAAUGCUGCAGAAAUGUUUUGGUACCCUUCCCCAGAUUUGUGCUUCGACACAAUCCUGUCUCUGAGCUCUACAGACAAUACCUUCAACCUCAUGUCUUGAUUUUUUCUCUGACAUGUAUUGUCAACUGUGGGACAUUAUAUAGAUAGGUGUGUGCCUUUCCAAAUCAUGUCCAAUCAAAUGAAUUUACCACAGGUGGACUCCAAUCAAGUGUUAGAAACAUCUCAAGGAUGAUCAAUCGAAGCAGGAUGCACCUGAGCUCAAUUUUGAGUGUCAUAGCAAAGUGUCUGAAUACUUAUGUCAAUAAGGUAAUUCUGUUUUUUAUUUUUAAUACAUUAGCAAAAAUGUCUAAAAACCUGUUUUCGCUUUGUCAUUAUCAGUUAUUGUGUGGAGAUUGCUGAGGAUUUUAUUUUAUUUUUUCGAUUUUAGAACAAGGCUGUAAUGUAACAAAAUGUGGAAAAGGUCAAGGGGUCUGAAUACUUUCCGAAGACACUGUUGCCAGUGAAAUUGUUGUAAUUUAUUUUAGAACCUCAAGGACCCAUGAGCAGAUAUGAAACCACAUCCUGUGGGGAUUCCUUCUGAGAGAAACAGAUGAUUUUGUUCAGAGACUAUCUAUGGGUUUAUUUGGCCUCUACAGAGGAAACUCAUUCUGACAAAAGACCCAGCUCUCAACCACACCACUAACACCAUGGGCUCGUGCUGAAGAGAAUGUGUAGUAGUGCAAAAGAGAGAGAUGAGAUGUUUAUCAUUUGUAGUUGAAUUACGUUUGAAUUGUAUAAAUAAUGAUUUUUUUCUGCCACAAAUCUAUUUGAAUGAGAUACAGUCAUGUGAGAACAGGAUUGGAGUUGUUUUGUGAACUGGUUUUAGAUGUUUCUCAAAAUCACCAGCAAUUGUCCUAUCGUAUACACGUAUCCUAUAAAUGAUUGACACAAAGAUAGAUUAAAUGUCAACAUUGUUAGAAAAGUCCAUGUUUGUAUCAUGUUGUUUAUAACAUCAAUGGCAACAGUAAACUGCAGACUAUUUUCUGCAACUUCAAGAUUAAAUCAUUGAAUAUUUUGUA
Molecule: messenger RNA, 5213 nt
Organism: Oncorhynchus keta (chum salmon)
Lineage: Eukaryota; Metazoa; Chordata; Actinopteri; Salmoniformes; Salmonidae
Exons: 4
Coding region: 431-691 (86 amino acids)
Source: RefSeq, a predicted model, not a curated record